GCUAAGUAAUUUUUUUUUGAGAAGGCGGUUGUAGGCUCAAUAAGUUUGGGAACCUCUGUUUUGGCUUCAUUUUUAUCCCCAAACUUUCCCUCUCCUUUCCAAUUCAGCUAACAAGAACCAAGAGUAAUACCCAUAUUACUCUAUUAAUACCCAUAAUACUCUGCUCCGAUACCUGGAUGAUCAGUGUCAGUCUAUUCCCUGAGACCCCACACCCCAGCCCAGUAACAUUUUUUUACAGUCAGAUGGCCUUACGUUUCCACAGGUAGAAUAGUGCAGAGAGUUAUAAAAACAAGUCGAGAAAGCAGUUACACUGCAGGUGGGCUUGGGCUUAGCCCAAAGCUGAUGGUUCCAAGAAAACCCCAAAAUCAAAAUGAGAGUGAACCUCAGGCAUAGUAACUUCUCCACCCAGGGUGGGGGUGGGGGCACAAUAGGGCAGGAACAGGGGGCAUUCCAGAAGCAAUGUAACCCGGAAGGAAUGGACCAAUCCAGGCCUGGGAGGUUUCCUGCUGAAUUUAACUGCAUAAAAGCACACUUGCCCUUGCACUUAGGUCCCACCCCUCCUGUAGAUGGGUGGAGCUGGCUUCUGGCCAGAAACUUCUAAAUCCUCUGGACUUUCUCUGUAAUAAACUUUCUGGAUACUAAAUUUUUGGUGUCAAGCGCAUUUCUAGCAAUUUGGCGCCCAACAUGGGACCCGAUCGCAGACUCCGGAAGGGACAAGCUGAGACAUCCGGGGAAGAGCGCUCCCACUGUAUUUCAGCAGUCUGGGUGAGUUGAGCCUUUCCCAAGGGAACUCACAUCUCUGAACACGUGGGAGAACUCCAGGGGAUUGGGGAAAGCCGCCUGCAGACCAUGAGAGCCAAUAUAUUGGGCAAAGGCACCCAAGCACCUUAUCAUUGGGACCAGGGGUCCUGACUUCCUGACCUCAGCUCCUCAUUAGGAUCCAGCUGUCUUCCAGUCAAAAUUAGCACAAGCAGCAGAGAAAUGAUCCACAAUCGUCUGCAAACAGAAAAUCACAUACCAACACUCCCUCCACUUUGGUCAUGCCUCGUAGCCUUUUCAACUGGAAGAGUUUGCCAUCAGCAUGGUAGCUGACUUCGAUGCCGCAUUCAUCCUCAUUGAAGGCUUUUGGUGGGUGGUGACCUUGGUGGAAUAAGAGACCUGGGGUGAGGUUUGGAAGCCUGGGAGGAGGGCAAGGGACUGGUGAGGUCAAUUUAGAAGCUGGUGUGUAGGGCAGAGCUGGGCUGUUGGGAUUAGGAGGACCCUCCCAGAGCAGGUUGGCUGGAAGCAGAAGCACUAGAAACUGAGAUCUCUCUGCCUUCCUCUCCUGGAGCUGAGAUCAUUCUGCCUUCUGGGAGCCAGCUCUGUACAUGCAGGUGCCAGGCAGAUCUGAAUGAGGGCCCCUACCCGCACCCCACUUCUGCUGGCUGCUCUUUCCAUUGGGCCUCAUCUUCCCCUUAUGACCUCUUGGUGACUGUCUUCCAGCCUUGCCAAAGUAGGCCCCCUUCAAAAUCCUGGCUCUGGGGCUUGCCCUAGCUACUUGUCGAGGCUCCCUGCCACAUCCCAAAGGUCCUAGGGUGCCAUCCUCAGUUUUACCAAUGGGUCACAUUUGCCCAACUCACAUAUCUCGUCCUUAGUAUCAGGUGGAGGCAAAGCUCUGGGUCUGGUGUCACUGAGGCUCUGACUCAUCUCAUUCCAUCUGGGAUCCCAAGCCCCUUUUGCCUCCUGGGUCUCAGUAGGACAAUGAAGAUAGGGCAUGAGGUCAAAGAGAAGGAGGUAAAGAGGGUGGCAUGUCCUCUUCCUGUUCAGACCAAGCUCACUUCUUUUUUUUCCCCAAGUUCACUUCUAAGCCUGACCCUCCCUCUUGCUGUCCUCCUGUGGUAGAGUCUCUCCUGUGAGGGAAAGGCAGGACCUUUGUAAAUGUUCUGAAAGCUCACCCUCUGUCAUUCCAGGUAAGCCAGCAUCACUCUAGGAAGAGAAGGCAAAGAUAAUGUCUAUCCCACUCUCAGAUUCUUCUCCCUCCCCAGGCCAGCUUGCUGAAGACCAAAGCCUAUUCCUAGGAGAGAGCCUGGAACCAGACAGCAUGGCCGUUGGGACCCAGAGCCCCUCAUCCCAGGAGCUGGUGACAUUGAAGGAUGUGCUUGUGGACUUCACUGAGGAGGAGUGGGGCCUCCUAGAUCAUUCCCAGAAAGAGCUGUACAAGGAGGUCAUGCUGGAGAAUGUCCAGAACCUGCUGUCCCUGGAUGUAGAGAUCAAGUUCAAAGUAAAUGAGAUGGCCAGAAAGGUGGGAAUUUUUGUGGAAGAACAUGACCUGCACAGAUUCAUGAGUGAUGGUCCCUGUGACUUCAAGUUGGGAGAAAUCCAUGACUCUAAUAUCAAGGUAGAUAAAAAUCCAAAGAGUGACUGGGAAUUUGAUGAAAUUGAAAAGGGAUUCAGACAGUCUUCUAUUCUAAAUCACUGUAAGAAAAUGACCUCAGGGAAUGAGUGUGUUCAGGAUAGGGAAUAUAGCAAGUGCUUUACUGAAGGGCUAGUGCUUUUCCAGUCCCACGGGAAGGCUUCUGAAAUGCCAACAUCUCCAGGUAAUCAAUGGGAAAUGGCCUUGAGCUGGAGUUCAGACCUCCUUAGACAUCAGAAAACUGAUAUUGGAGGACUGCUUUCUGUAAAUAAUAAAGGAGGGAAGGCCUUGAGUCAGAACUGUAAGCUCAUUUCUCAUCAGCAAAUCCCCAAUAAAAAGGAGCCUGAUGAAUAUAAUAAAUGUGAAACAACUUCAUCCCUUCACUCCUCUCUUCCUUGCCAGCCUCAAUUUCUCCCACGAAUGAAAAGAUAUGCAUAUGCUCAAUGUGAGAAGGUCUUUGGUUGGAACUCAGAUCCUGAUAGACCUCAGAAGAUUCAUACUGGGGAGAAGUUUUAUAAAUGUGAUGAAUGUGGGAAGGCUGGGUGCUACAAAUCUCUACUUAUUGACCAUCAGAAAAUCCACACUGGAGAGAAACCUUUUGAAUGUAAUCAAUGUGAUAAGAGUUUCACACAGAGCUCCAAUAUUGAUGUAUAUAAGAGAAUUCACACUGGAGAGAAACCUUACAGAUGUCAUCAAUGUGGGAAAACUUUCACACAGAACUCCAGUCUUCUUGUACACCAGAGAAUCCACACUGGAGAGAAACUUUAUGAAUGCAAUCAGUGUGGUAAGAGUUUCACACAGAGUUGCAAACUUGAUGAACAUCAGAGAAUUCACACUGGAGAGAAACCUUACAGAUGUCAUCAGUGUGGAAAAACUUUCGCACGGAACUUCAGUCUUGUUGCACACAAGAGAAUCCACACUGGAGAGAAGCCUUAUAAAUGUUAUGAGUGUGAAAAGUCUUUUAGAUGCAGUUCCAAUCUUGCUACACAUCAGAGAAUCCACAGUAAAGAGAAGCCUUUUGAAUGUAAUCAAUGUGGAAAAGCUUUCGCAGACAAGCGCAAUCUUGCUAGACAUCAGAGAAUCCGCACUGGAGAUAAACCUUAUGAACUUAAUCAAUGUGGAAAGGCAUUCACAGAGACUUCCAGUCUUGUUUUACAUCAGAAAAUCCACACUGGAGAGAAACCUUUUGAAUGUAGUCGACAUGAUAAGAGUUUCACACAGAGUUCCAAUAUUGAUGUACAUAAGAGCAUUCACGCUGGAGAGAAACCUUACAGAUGUCAUCAAUGUGGAAAAACUUUCACACAGAACUCCAGUCUUGUUGUACACCAAAGAAUCCACACUGUAGAAAAACCUUAUGGGUGUAAUCAAUGUGCAAAAACUUUUAGACGCAUCUUCCAUCUUAUUAGACAUCAGAGAAUCCAUACUGGAGAAAAACCUUAUGAAUGUAAUCUAUGCGGAAAGGCUUUCACACAGAGAUUCAGUCUUGCUAGACAUCAGAGAAUCCAUACUGGAGAAAAACCUUAUGAAUGUAAUCUAUGUGGAAAGGCUUUCACAGUGAAGGAUAAGCUUGUUGCACAUCAGAAAAUCCAUGCUAGAGAGAAGGCUUAUGGAUGUAAUCAAUGUGGAAAGACUUUCCGAUUCUGCUCCAGUCUUGCUGUACAUAAGAGAGUUCACACUGGAGAGAAACCCUAGGAAUGUAAUUAAUGUGUAAAGGCUUUCGGAGAAAGCUCCAAUAUUGCUGGAGAUCAAAAAAUACACACUGAGGAGAAAUCUUAUGAAUGUAAUCAAUGUGGAAUGAUUUCACACUGAGCUUCAGUCUUGCUAAACAUCAGAGAAUCCCCAUUGGAGACAAACAUCAUGAGUGUGAUGAAUGUGGCAGAGCUUUUACUUAGCAGUGUUAGCAUAUUCCACACUUGAGAAACUUUAUGAAUAUAACGAAGAUGAUAAUGCCUGAUAAGGGCUUCCUUUCUAAAAUAUACAGAGAAUUAAGUCAAAUUUAUAAAAGUACAAGUCAUUCCCCAAUUGAUAAAUGAUCAA
This is a messenger RNA of Phascolarctos cinereus (koala), 4429 nucleotides long. The record is from RefSeq and is a predicted model, not a curated record. NCBI's taxonomy places the organism in Eukaryota, Metazoa, Chordata, Mammalia, Diprotodontia, Phascolarctidae.